AUGAUUUUGCUCUUCGGGAUAUUAUGGUUUCUACCGUCUUUUUAUUUCGCUCCAAUAAAAAGAAAUGAACAUUCCGAUUGCUUUUUUGAUACAGCUAGGUUUUCAAAUUUUGAAACAAUUGAACGAAAACCUCAAUUCAAAGUGAAAGCUCUUCAUUCUGGUGAAAUGAAACAGUGAGUCAUUAAUUCCGCUCAUUAUAUUUGACAUGAACGUUAAGGAUGGAAGAUAUUUUCAAAUUGAAAGUGAAUGAUCUGUUUGGUGCUCGAAAUCCAGUUGAAUUGAUGUCAAGUGUUGGGAUGGUAUAGUGUGAAUAAAAAUCAAUUACCACCCAAAUAUCACCAUUUUAAGACAGUCCCAAGUGAAAUUUCUCAAAAGUUGAAAAUCUGGAAAAAUCGGAUUUUUGAUUUUGGACCAAUACAACCUUCAGAAGUGAUGCCAAAUACAUCUGAAUGAUUGAAAUAGUGUGAAUCAGCGUAAAAAAUAACCCUAGAAAGGUUUCCAACAUUUUCGGGCUGUUUUAGUGACGUUAUCCAUCAAAAACAGUUAGUGCAUUUCUUUUUUGCCGCUACUGUAUAUUAUGUUUUCAGAUAGAAGAAUCCGAAAAAGGUCAAUUAAUUAAAGAUGUUAUGAAAGAAAUUGAGAAAUCAGUAGAAGUUGACGAUGUUCAACUUCCUGAAGGAUGGUCUUUGAAAACUCGUAAAGCUAGUGGAAGGUUUGUUGAAACACUUUCAGCGGUAAAAAUGUUUUUUUUAGAUUCCCGCAAAGUGUAGUAGAACUCCUCAACAAAUUGUUUGACGAUGGUAUAACUAGAGGAAAUAAAUAUUCUCCAGAAGAAACACAACAAAUUAUGCGUCAAGCUCGGCAUCCAGACCGAACACUGAUGUAUUCAUCUGAUGAAUUGCUAACCACAAGACAAAUAGCUAGUUUCUAUGCUAGGUUGGCAUCUCAAAGAGAGAAGGAAGCAUCAGGGAAAAAACGAUCAAAACGAAGCUUGGAGCAAUCAUCAUGUGAAACAAAUGAUGAAGAUAUUGAUAUGUACUCACCAGAAUUUGAAAACUCUUAUAGAUAUGAAGAUUAUUAUGGAGGUUUGGAUGAUCAACUGAGAAAACUGAUAAUAGAAGAAUUGGAAGAAUAUUUUGAAGAUUUCGACAAAUUAAAACAAAACACGAAAAAAGCAAAACAUUCAAAUGUUUAA
Messenger RNA from Caenorhabditis angaria, 1195 nucleotides. NCBI's taxonomy places the organism in Eukaryota, Metazoa, Nematoda, Chromadorea, Rhabditida, Rhabditidae. The record is from the annotation of a GenBank genome assembly.